Messenger RNA from Astyanax mexicanus (Mexican tetra), 701 nucleotides. It is a transcript of the gene bglap, whose product is annotated as bone gamma-carboxyglutamate (gla) protein. Lineage: Eukaryota; Metazoa; Chordata; Actinopteri; Characiformes; Acestrorhamphidae. The record is from RefSeq and is a predicted model, not a curated record. Bases 70 to 375 code for a protein of 101 amino acids. The transcript is spliced from 4 exons. Gene Ontology annotation, molecular function: hydroxyapatite binding; structural constituent of bone; calcium ion binding. Gene Ontology annotation, biological process: regulation of cellular response to insulin stimulus; osteoblast differentiation; bone development. Gene Ontology annotation, cellular component: extracellular region.
GGGUGUGUGUGAGGGUGUGUGUGAGCACUGGUCAUUUUUGAUUUUUCAAUCAUCAGUUCAGGACAGAAGAUGAAGGCGUUCCUCCCUCUCUUGCUGCUGUCAGCCCUUGUAGCCCUGUGUGUGUGCACAGGUGCUGAUUCAGACACAAAAUCGGUCAGUGUGGGUGACUCUCCCAGUGAGGAAGGUGUGUUUGUGAAGAGAGAUCUGGCCUCUGUUGUGGUGCGGCAGAAACGAGCUGGAGCUGCAGACCUCACACAGGUCCAGUUGGAGAGUCUGCGGGAGGUGUGUGAGCUGAACCUGGCCUGUGAGCACAUGAUGGACACAGAGGGAAUCAUCGCCGCCUACACCGCCUACUACGGACCAAUCCCCUUCUAACCUGACUCCUCCUCAGCCAAUCAGGGCCAGCCCGCUGCUUAGACACACCCAGAGUGUGCGAAGCAUCUGGAAACGGAUUAGUACUAGAGUAGAUUAUUAAACAAAGAGAGCCACUGAAUUAAUAUUAAUAUUAGUGACAUCAUUGAUAUUAAUAUUAGUGCAGUGUAGUGAUGGAGAGAGAAAAAGAAAAAGGAGAAGGCACAGGAGGAAGAGGAGCAGGAAGAAGAGGAAGAGGAGAAGAAAAAAAAGAUGAUAAGGCUGUGUUGAUGUGUUAAAUUGUACUGUAGCAAAAAUAAAGCUGAAAUAAACAAACCCCGUCCCUCUUA